AUGAGCGAGAUGAACUUGGACGGCAGCGAGGCGGCUCCCACGGCGGCGCAUAUUUUAGGGGAUGCCCCAACGGAAGGCGCGGAGGCGCAGGCGGUCACAGCGGGGGCGGGUCAUGGACAGCACCAGGCCCAGGAAACAAACGCCUCUCCUGAGGACACCACCUCCUGGUCGGACCUAGGCACUGACGACCUCCACGGCGACGUCGUCGUCGUCGCGCCUCCCGCGACGACGACGCAGCCGGCCCCGGCACUCUCCGAGCUCGCCGCGGAGCGCGACGCCCUGCGGGAGCGACUCCUCGCGGUCACCGCGGAGCGCGACGUCCUGCGGGAGCGACUCCUCGCUGUCACCGCGGAGCGCGACGAGCUGCGCCCGCGCCUCCCCGCGGAGUACGUCGUCGUCCGCGCCGACGAGGCAUUGCGCACGGUUCACGUGCUCCGGCGCUACGGCUCCUUCACCGCGGCGCAGGACCUGCGCCUGCGCCUAGGCGCGUUCGACGACACGGACUGGCUCGUUGCGGGCCUCGCGGCUGAGCGCGACCCGGACGCGCCGGCGCGCUACUGCGGCACCGUGUUCCGCGACGAGUAUAUAUACCUCGACGUGCGUCCGGCCGCGGAGGACGACGACGCCUCGGAGCUCACCGCGGACGAAGACGACGAGCUCGCGGUCCAGGACGACUGGCCGGGCGACGUCGUCGGCGCCGCCGCCCUCGUACUGCUGGCAGCGAUGCUGGCCGGGUGCGCCGUCGCGCGCCGUAGGUAGGCAGCUAUCACGGA
This is a messenger RNA of Pelagomonas calceolata, 773 nucleotides long. NCBI's taxonomy places the organism in Eukaryota, Pelagophyceae, Pelagomonadales, Pelagomonadaceae. The record is from the annotation of a GenBank genome assembly.